Molecule: messenger RNA, 1722 nt
Organism: Colossoma macropomum (tambaqui)
Lineage: Eukaryota; Metazoa; Chordata; Actinopteri; Characiformes; Serrasalmidae
Product: vacuolar protein 8-like
Exons: 13
Coding region: 139-1722 (527 amino acids)
Biological process (GO): nucleus-vacuole junction assembly
Molecular function (GO): protein-membrane adaptor activity; protein binding
Source: RefSeq, a predicted model, not a curated record
GCUGGAGAGUCUAGGAACAGCGAGAUCUGCUGUGUGCAGAUGUAUUAGAAAGCCUAAAAGCCUAAAAUAGACACAUUCUGUAGUAGUCUGUUCCCCGACUACUUAAAACUUUCGCUUAGAACCCCUUAAAACUUCCAGAUGGGGUUGUGUGACAGAUGCGCGCGACUUCUGGACGACUUUAAAAGUCUGGUGAAAGCGAAGGCGGCGAUUUUUGUGCAGAAACUCAAGGAUGUUGUAAAUAGGAUCUCGGAAUGCUGCUGUUCGAAAAAAGCUUUGGCAUCUCAAGAAAAACUUCAUGAGCUCCUCCGUCGACACGAUGUGAAAAGCAGACCUUCUCACUUGACCACAGCACAGAGUCGUGUCCCCGCUGCAUUUCUGGAGACAUGCUGUACUCUCCUGCAGUCAGAGGACAUGGAGGUUCAGAGGACAGUCUCUCUGUCCAUGCUCAAUCUUCUCACAGACAGCAAAAUAAAAGAAGAGCAUGUCAUUGAGAUGGGCGUUCUGGAGCCACUUGUUGAUCUGCUGCAGUCGGGUGAUCGUACAGUUCAGUGUAACUCCAGUGCCUGUAUUGCUUUGCUAGCCUCCUCAGAUUCAAACCGAGAGGCUAUUGUGUCCUCUGAUGCUGUGCUACCUCUGCUUGUUUUGGCAAGGGCCUUUGAUCCAAAAGUUCAACAAAAUGCUGUCAGAGCUCUUCAUAAUCUCACCAAAUCUGAGAAAGCAAUGUGUGUGCUGUGUGAGGAGGGGGUUAUACCUGUGCUGGCUCUUCUGUUACAGUCAGCUGAUUCUGACGUCCAGUUCUACAGCUGUUCUGCAUUGAGUAACAUUGCUGCAGCUCCAAAGCAUCAUUCAAAAUUGCUCCAAAUUGGUGACCGUUUCCUGCUGAAAUCCCUGGUCUCACUUAUGGGCUCAUCUGUACUCAAGAAUUCUACUCAGGCCUGUGGGUGUCUCAGGAGCCUCAUUGGAAAUGGUGAGGCACAGCGGCAACUGGUUGGGCUGGACUGGGUAUACCCACUGCUGACCCUGCUGAAGGCCCCAGAGCUCAGCUCCUCCGAGGCUGCCGUAAUGCUGCUUUCUGAGCUCUCUGCCCAUCCACUCAACAAAGAGUCUCUGGUGAAUCAGGGUGUGGUACCCAUUUUAGGGGAGCUACUUCUAAUGUAUCUGCCUAACUCUACUUUAGUAACUCACUGUGCCAUCACCCUCACACACCUCUGGGAUAUUGUGGCGAGCCAGGAGACUGUACUGGAGACAGAGUGUCUAACUGGGCUUCUUCUGGCUCUUGGGUUUGAUUGGAAUGAAAAUGACAAUGUUUUAAGUAUACUAGCCUGCCUCCAUUCACUGGCUUCUUUUGACUCCCUCAGAUCACGUCUUAUUGAGAAAAUGACUGCUUCUCAUGUUGGCAGACUUGUGAGCAUCUCCAGCGAAAGUGAAAACUCUGACUUGUCUUUUGCUGCUGGUUCUGUAAUCAGCAAAUUAGACAUGAAUGAUAAACUGCUUAAACCUCACCACAGAGCCAUUGUAGGAUACUUGAUGAGAUUCCUUCGCAAUCAAGAAGUGAGAUUUCAACAGCUUGCAAUUGCCAGCGUGUAUAAUCUAAAAAAAGGUGGAGGGCUGGAUGGAAUGACGUGUGGGUUGGAGCUGGAAAGGGAACUGAACAGAGUUCAGCAGCAGACUGAACACACCAGACAGCUGCUCCAGAUGCUUCAGCAGGACACCUGCACCUGA